Messenger RNA from Magnolia sinica, 1383 nucleotides. RefSeq lists its product as uncharacterized. The coding region runs from base 8 to 907 and encodes 299 amino acids. The transcript is spliced from 2 exons. Gene Ontology annotation, molecular function: polysaccharide binding. The record is from RefSeq and is a predicted model, not a curated record. NCBI's taxonomy places the organism in Eukaryota, Viridiplantae, Streptophyta, Magnoliopsida, Magnoliales, Magnoliaceae.
ACUGAACAUGGCAGUUUCUUUCAGUUUCCUGUCUUUGUUCCUUCCUCUCUUGCUCUUCCUUCUCUCCCACCUUGCUCUUCCCUCACCUCUACAAGGACCACCCACCCCCAACCCAUCUUGUCCUCCGUCCUUAUGUGGGGAGCUAAACGACGUGGGAUUCCCCUUCUCAAACUUCACCAAUCCUGAAUGUUGGUUCGAUGACAUCAAUUGCCCCGACGACAUGAAACCAACUAUAAAAUUUGAGGAUGGGGGAAGGCCGUACGUUGUAAAAAAGAUCGUGUAUCAUGAAAACAUUAUUGUUAUUCAAGACAAGGGAUUCUACAAUCAUUCGCAGUCCGACUUCUGCAAUUUCCUCUACAAUUUUACAGUGCCCACCUCUCCUUUCCUUUCCUUUCAUCUUAUAAUGACUCCCAACUACACCUUUGUCAAUUGCAAGGGCGAUUAUCAUCCUAUCUUCAAUUAUCCCCAUUGGGAUGUAUAUAAUUACACAGGUUGUGUAGGCCGCAAUGUCUACUAUUGGGAGGAUCUUCCACUUGGCCAUCCAGCACCUAUUCAACAGCAUGAUUGUUUGGUCACUCACUUUCCAUUGUUUCUUUGGUUCCCCGACCCAAAUGAUAAGCUCGACCUCUUUACUAUGUUGGAUUACGGUUUCCGUCUUCAAUGGAAUCUAACCAAAGAAUGCGCUGAAUGUUACAUGAAGAGCGGCCUUUGUCGACACAGUUCUACUGGGAACUUCAUUUGUACAUACCCAACUAAUUCCCAUGGUAGAAAUGGAGGCAUGGAUAAGAAGAAGACCAUUGCCAUUGCCAUUGCCAUAGGUAUCAUACUAUCGCCCUGCCUUCUUUUUUCAAAUCUCUGUCUCUCCCGGGAGGCUAAUUCAUUACAAUCCUUCAUCUUUAACUUUUGACAGAAAAUAUAUCAUACUCAGACUCUGUUUCAACCCAAGUUCUCCCAAAGAAGUUUGCAAACAUCCUAGGCUCCAUCCCACCUGCAAAAUGAAGUAAACAUGCUUAUAAUUCAAAAUGAGAGAACCAACCAUUAUUUGCAAUUCAAUGUCUGAAAUUUCUUUUACAGUUCGACGAUGCCCCCCUCUCCUUUCCUACCCUUUCAUUUUUAAACUCUUAUCCACAACUUUUUCAACUGUGAACACGAUGAUCAGUUCAAUCAUCCAAAUUUUAGUUUGUAUAAUCACACAUAUUGUGAAUGUUGUAGAAAAACACCUGCACAUGAUUGAUAUGGGCAAAGCAAAACUACACAAGGAAAAAAAAAAACAAACAAACAAAAAAAUAAAGGAUCAAACAAAAAACAAGAGAUGCGGUGCAAAGAUUUACGUGGUUUAGAAAUAUGCCUCGUCCAUAGCAUAGUAACAUCAUAAAAGAAAAG